UCACGGAUUUCGAGCAACAAAGGCAUCCGCCUCUUGUUCUUGGUUGGAUGUUCCUGGUGCUGCCGUUCCUACCUGCAUCCAAUCUCUUUGUCACUGUGGGUUUUGUCGUGGCAGAACGGGUUUUAUAUACACCAAGUGUUGGGUGGAUUAUUUUGAUCGUCUACGGUAUGCAGGUGAGCUGGACCGCUGUACCACGACGGAAAAGCUGGAUCACUACAGGCGUAGUUCUCCUAUUCGUUUUAGGAUGUUUCAGAACGGUUCUUCGGAAUAACGAUUGGACAUCUAGAGAAACUUUAAUCAAAGCGGGACUGCGGUCUCUACCCUACAAUGCCAAGAUGCAUUACAACUUCGCAAACUUCCUUAAAGAUACGUCUCAGCCGAACCUUGCGGUUCACCAUUAUCAGUUGGCUCUCUGGCUUUGGCCAGGAUAUGCUAGUGCGCAUAAUAAUCUUGGAACUCUCACGAUAGACGAUCAAGCGGAAUAUCAUUUUCUAGCAGCUAUUAACGCUCAACCAGGCCACGUAAAUGCUCAUUAUAAUCUCGGACGAUUGUACAGAAGAACGAAUCGAACUGAACAGUGCAUUGAGAUGCUGAGAAGAUGCGUGUCGCUGGAUCCGGCAUACGCACCGGCAUUUAGGGUUCUAGCGAGAAUCGCUACCGGUCCUGCAACAGGCGAGCUUCUGAGGCACGUAAUUCACCUUCAACCGCGAAACCCGGACGCUCUCGCUGAGUAUGCUUACUGGUUAUACAAGAACGGCAAAUGGUUGCCCUCACUCCGAUACUAUUUCAAUGCGAUGGAGAUCUUUCCGUCGCACAAACCGUCGCUUAUUGGUACGCUCAGGAUUUUGAGGUCGCGAGGUCAGUGGUCUAGAGUACACCAGCUCAUCAUCAGAUGGCAUUUAAUGUUACGAGCGAAACGAGGAGGCUUUAUCUAUCGUGGGGACUUGUAUAUUCGUGCGUGGGAGUUACAAAGCGAGUCUCGUCAAAGGACUCAUCAACAUCAACGGAAUCUCUGUAUAUCGGAGAAUGGAUGUUCGAGGCCGCGCGUGGCCAGCGUGUCGGUGCAACUCGAACAAGACAGCAACAAGUCGGAACAGCUGCAACGGGCACCGCGUUGUAACGUGCGUGCUUGCAGACAGCCAAGAAAAGGGAAGACGCGUGUAACCGCGCCCACCCUGCUCGUGCAGAAUUUUCUGGAGACGCUUUAGUCCGUUCCGAUUGGGGAACGGGUCUACCUCCUGCUCGUUCGCCAGCUGAAAACAGGCCGUGAAAGAUGAAGGGAAGAAGCGCGAUAUUCCGACCGCGUAGCAGCCUCGUCCGACGAUCGUCAGCGACGAAGAGAGUCCUAUUAUAGUGGAAUGCCUGAAUAUUUUUCGUAUGCUGUGUUUGUGUGCUAUCUAGGACCGCACGCCCGACCUGUCGCGGAUCAAUCACGAUAACGAAAUCUAAGAAGGUACGCAUAUAUCGUUAUCGUUUAUAUAUAUGUGUCCUCGCGUUCUUCGUGGCAUCCUGUUUAUCCUGUCGAUCGAACAGCGACGAUGCGAGUCGCGGUCUCUUAAAAAAAAAAAUAAAGUUGCUAAUAAAAAAAGAAAUAAAAAAAAACAGACGCUCCGUAUAAAUAACUUUGGCUUCGAACGUGGAUAAAGCGUUCUGAAAAUCGUUCGCCAGGACAAAUGACAAUGUGCGCUAACGGUGAAAAAAAAUCGAGAUGCUAGAAUUAAAUUCCUUGAAAAUUAUUUUGCCACUUUUAAAUUCAAUAUAAGAAUAUUUAACGAGAGAGGACCAAGGGAGAUUCGAGCGAUUAAUUGCGUAUGCGACGAACGAUUAUAGCGAGUUGAUUAAAAUGCGUACCUAAUCAGAUACGACAUGGAACCGUGUGCGUUCAAGCGUGUAUCUAUACCUAUACUUUUGAAACGUGAUAAUUGUAAUUGGUAAUAUAGCUACAUGUAGUACGACGUGUUUCUAUAAAUAUUUGCUAUAUCUCGUGUGUGCUUUCAACGUUUUUAUGUCCGUUUUCAGUGCAGCGAUAAAGCUGCCGUUGUAUAUGUAACAUCAGAAAGACGAAGUAUUUUAA
Messenger RNA from Cyphomyrmex costatus, 2074 nucleotides. Its product is annotated as transmembrane and TPR repeat-containing protein 1. The transcript is spliced from 9 exons. The record is from RefSeq and is a predicted model, not a curated record. NCBI's taxonomy places the organism in Eukaryota, Metazoa, Arthropoda, Insecta, Hymenoptera, Formicidae. The coding region runs from base 48 to 1208 and encodes 386 amino acids. Gene Ontology annotation, molecular function: protein binding.